This is a messenger RNA of Haliotis rufescens (red abalone), 2323 nucleotides long. RefSeq lists its product as uncharacterized. Gene Ontology annotation, cellular component: membrane; extracellular region. Lineage: Eukaryota; Metazoa; Mollusca; Gastropoda; Lepetellida; Haliotidae. Gene Ontology annotation, molecular function: lipid binding. The transcript is spliced from 3 exons. The record is from RefSeq and is a predicted model, not a curated record. Bases 82 to 1926 code for a protein of 614 amino acids. Gene Ontology annotation, biological process: lipoprotein metabolic process; lipid transport.
GUGGGUUCACGUACUCUGACAGUUAUCAGCAGCCGACAUCCAACGUGCUCCAACUCUCCAUAGUUUUCUUGGGCUUCAGCGAUGGCGUUCUUGAUUGACAUUCAGAAUAGGGCUAACGAGAAAAAAGAUACAGAUUUUGCCUCUGAAGUAGAAAGAUUGAUAUCUAAGGAAAGGAAAGGGAGGAUGGAAGUUGUGGAAACACUGAAUGAUCUUGCAAAUGAAGUUGACAAAGAGGUUCGCAAAGGUCGAAUUGCCAAAACCACGUUUGCAUCAUCUGGUAUACUUGGUUCUGGGUUAGCCAUUGGUGGCAUCAUUGCAGCUCCAUUCACUUUUGGUGCUUCUCUGGGACUGACUAUAGCAGGCGCUGCGGUGGGAGUGUCAAGCGGGGUGGGGGGACUGGUCACGACAAUAAUAGACAGGCUUCUGAACAACAAGAAGACCAAAGCAGCCUAUGCAGCAGCCGACCAAUACAUAAAUAUAGUGGACUGUAUUGUACAAAUUAUGGAGGAAAUACGAAAUGAAUGGAAUGCACAAAUUGAGCAGGAUUUCAAGGAUAAAUUACGUAAUAUUUCUGAUCCUGAAACAAGCAAGACCCUAGAAGUAUUUCUUCUAAGUAUGAAAGCUACGUCUGAGGUUGGGGCUACUGGUGCCAAAAUUGCCUCCACUUCUGUUGCAUUAGCUUCACGAACAUUGGUGGCCGGUGUCAGCAGAACAGUUGCAAGUGUUCUGAAGACAGGCACAAUGGGUUUGGCCAUCGGAGGAGCAGCACUUGCAGCCAUCACCAUACCUGUUGAUGUAUACACCAUCUAUAAGAACACCAAGGCCAUACACGCCAAUGAAGAAUCGGCUGCUGCAAAAAAGAUCAGGAAAUUAGCAACUGAUAUAUUGAAAGUACGCCCUUUUGCAUUUUCAGAUGAUGCCUCAAUGAUGUUGAACCAACAAGAAGCUGUGCAGGGUACAUCAUUAACACCAAUUGAAGAGACAAAACGACAACUGCAGAAGAUGAAGAAGGAGCAGGAAGAGCUAUUAGAAAUUACUGACGAGAUACUACAACAGGUGCAGAAGGAGCAGGAACAGAAAAUACGCAAUGAAAAAGAGAGAAAUUGUCGCCAAAAUGAAGUUUUCCUCCAAACGCUUGACAUGAUGUCCAAAGACCUGACCCAUUUGGCUGACAUGUCUAUGCAGAUAACUGCACAUACAACACUGUUCAAGCUCUUGAUUUGUCUUCUGGAACUACUUUCAGUGGGAUUCAUCAUCUGUAAAAUAGUAACAACUGUUGCUCAUGGUCACAUCUCUGCUGCAAUGGAGAAGAUGUCUCAUAUCGUGAUAGUCAUUGUCGGAAUGGUGGGCUUAGUUGCUGAGUUGUUCAGUGAAAUAUAUUAUUAUAACAAAUGGAAGGAAGCAGUGGCAGUGGUAGAAAAGUAUGUGCUUGCAGUAAGAACAUCUCUCGAAGUAGCUGAGGGUGGACAUAUUGAUGCCAAUAAGGUUCGAAUGAGAAAAACCUGGAGAAGGCGUUCAGGUGACAUCAGCCAACGUAAGAUCACCAUACUUCGCACGGUAAAAACGCUCAUCGAUAUAAUUGCUGCCAUAAGUCUUGGAACAACAGAGUGGAAGGUAAUAGGGCAACAUCAUCUUGUAGAAGAAAGGGGUGCAGGCUCCCCUCUUGGUCUGGGAGGUCCCAUGUACACUGCUGUUGCUUUGCUUGUGGACCAACCUGAUGCUGAGCAUGUGAUGGAAUCCUUCAUGGAGAUGGCUGUUGGUGGAUCUUUGUGUCUGGUGCUUACUUCAACAAUAACAUUCUACAUACUAGUCACACACUGGAGUCACAAAAGGUCCUGCGUGUUGUCUGAUCAGAUUCAAUGUCUGUCAGGGAAAGCCUACACUGAGCUAAUAAGAUUCAUUAUUCCAUAUUUAGGGCUAGGUUAGCCAGUUGAUAAGAGUGAGUGAGUAAGUUGGGUUUAACGCCGCUUUUAACACUAUUCCAGUUACAUCUCGGCGUGUCAGCUGAAUAUAGGAGGAAAGCCCGAAGUGAUGCAGGUCUCAGACGUUUAUCACUUCGGCGUGCCCAAGGGACGCAACUCUGUCAAUCUAGUCGUCAUAGACAACUAGGCCACCCGUGCCCCCCAAGUUGAUAAUAUAAGGGUAACGCUAUUUUUCAGGGCAUUAUCUUUUGCAGAAGAGCGAGGUCUUCAAUUAACUGCCCCGACGAAGGAGAUGCCCUGUAAAAAUAGCGUUACCGUUAUUAUAGCUAAAAUGGAUGGAAUUUAUCAUCAAAUAAAAAGAAGCAACAAUAUCGGUUUUGAAACAUUUACUGCAAUCAACA